This is a messenger RNA of Rubroshorea leprosula, 1217 nucleotides long. Lineage: Eukaryota; Viridiplantae; Streptophyta; Magnoliopsida; Malvales; Dipterocarpaceae. The record is from the annotation of a GenBank genome assembly.
AUCUCUGCACUAUAUUAACCCAUAGGAACAGAAGCAGCCUUAAGGAUGGCUCAAACUCUCUCCGUUGAAAACCCAGUCUCAGUAGUUCAGCAGCAGAAGGUGAUAAUUCCAAACAAACAUGGGGAAAAGCUUGUGGGGAUAUUGCAUGAAACCGGGUCUAAACAGAUUGUAGUUUUAUGCCAUGGGUUUCGAUCCUCCAAGGGAGAGGAAAAUAUGGCAAACCUUGCUGCUGCUCUAGAAAAAGAAGGCAUCAGUGCCUUCCGUUUUGACUUUGCUGGAAAUGGAGAAAGUGAAGGUCAAUUUGAGUAUGGUAAUUAUUUUCGAGAAGCUGAUGACUUGCAUUCUGUAAUCCAACACUUUAAUGGUGCAAACCGUAUUGUAGCUGCAAUUCUUGGGCAUAGCAAAGGGGGUGGUGUGGUGCUUCUGUAUGCUUCAAAGUAUCACGAUAUCCACAUAGUUGUCAAUGUUUCCGGCCGGUAUGAUUUGAAGAUGGGCAUUGAAGAACGCCUGGGAAAAGACUUUAUGGAUCGAAUUAAGAAGGAUGGGUACUUGGAUGUCAAAAAUAAGGCAGGAGGUGUUGAAUUUCGUGUAACUGAGGAAAGUUUGGUGGAUCGCCUAAAUACAAAUAUGCAUGAAGCAUGCCUUAAGAUUGAUAAGGAAUGCAGGAUCUUGACAAUCCAUGGAACUGCUGACCAGAUGAUCCCAGUUGAAGAUGCAUUUGAAUUUGAUAAGAUCAUACCUAAUCACAAAUUAGAGAUUGUAGAAGGCGCAAAUCAUUGUUACACUAAGCAUCAAACUGAAUUAGCAUCUAUUGUUGUGAACUUUAUAAAAACAACCCUACAGGAAGACAAGGGUGCUCCAAAUUAGGUAUCUGGUGGAAUGCACCCAUGAUUAUAAGGUCUGAAUCUGAAUUGGCAGUCAUGAAAUUCAUCUAGCUUUGCACGGGGAGUAUUACGAGAUAAUGUCAAGGAGGAUCUGGGUUCUCACUAUUUCUGAAUUUCAGGGAAGUUGAAUGUUUUAGAUUAGUAUUAAUAAGAUUAUAUAUGAACCAUGAUUUGUAUUCUGCUUGGAAGUUCCAGCACAACUUGGUCAGUGUAGCGAUCAAAAGACAUAACAAUGGGUAGUGAUUGUUGGCCUUUAAACAUGAUAUGCUUGUAGUUAGUGUAUUUUUGAAGCAUUGCAAUCCUAGAACCCCAUAAUAAUGAACAAAGUUUUCA